AUGUCCUUGCCGUUCAACCUCUCCUACAUCAUCCUCACUCCCAGACAUGUGGCACUACCCGGUCAAAAAGUAGCGCCUGGAGCCGGAGCUUCCCCAAGGAAAAAGAGGUCGACAGUGAGCCCAGGAAGAUGGUUGGGUCGACUCGUUAUGAAGACCAGAUCUUUUCGAUACCGCAAAUACAAAUACUCCACAAACCCUGUCACCAAACCGCUCUUGGAGCCUCAUGCACAUGACGCAGACGUAGUAGACGACUUUCUGAUGGGAGGCUGCAACGAAACUCCAAUACGAGAUGUUCAUGACCUUGACAAGACAGAUGACAGCGGAGACCCGAAUGCGACAGUGGGAACGGCGGUGCAGGUGGGAUCUUGA
This is a messenger RNA of Marasmius oreades (fairy-ring Marasmius), 369 nucleotides long. RefSeq lists its product as uncharacterized. The transcript is spliced from 2 exons. NCBI's taxonomy places the organism in Eukaryota, Fungi, Basidiomycota, Agaricomycetes, Agaricales, Marasmiaceae. The record is from RefSeq and is a predicted model, not a curated record. The coding region runs from base 1 to 369 and encodes 122 amino acids.